GCACACAGCAUGCUGUGUGCCCUGAUUCUCCUACCCAGCCUUCUGGGGGCCACGGCCAGCCCUGUCUCGGGCCCCCAGGAGUGUGCCAAGGGCUCCGAGGUGUGGUGCCAGGACCUGCAGGCAGCUGUAAGGUGCGGGGCUGUGGAGCACUGCCAAAGGGCCGUCUGGAGCAAGCCCACUGCCAGGUCACUGCACUGUGCCAUGUGCCAGGAUGUGAUGGCCGCUGCUGGGAACGGGCUGAACCCUGAUGCCACAGACUCUGACAUCCUAGCAUCAGUGACGAAAACCUGUGAAUGGCUUCCUGGCCAGGAGUCUUCAGCCAGAUGCAAGUGGAUGGUGCAGACCCACAGCCUGGUCGUCCUAAGCAUGCUUCGCGGAGCCCAAGGCAGCACCCCGGCACUGGUGUGCACCUCGCUCACACUCUGUGAGACACUACAGAAGAAUCUGGCCGCCCCCGGGGGACCCCUGUCCCAGGAAUUUGCAUCUGAGGCAGUAGCUCCAUUUAUGACCAAUGGAGCCCUCAGUUUCCAUCCUCCACAGAUGCCUGGGGGUGCUGUGUGCCAAGACUGUAUCCAGCUGAUCUCGCAGCUCCACAGUGCUCUGAGGUCCAACUUGACCUUGGCCGAGGUGAACGUCCAGGAGCAGUGUGAGUCCCUGGGGCCUGGCCUGACUGUCCUCUGUAAGAACUACAUCCACCAGCUUCUAACCCCGGCAGAGCAAACACUGCAGCUUCUCCCCCCGCAGGAGGUCUGUGGGAAGGGGGGCUUCUGUGAGGAGCAGAAGGGACCUGCCCACUGGUUGGCUCAAGUGGCUGCUGUGGAGGGGGUCCCCUCCCUGGAGUUGGGGCUGCCGAGGAAGAGCGAGAUCCAGAUGCAGUCCGGCCUGACCUGUGAGGUGUGCCUGGAUGUGGUCCAGGAGCUGGACCGGUGGCUCAUGGCCAACAGCACCGAGGUCAUCAUCAGCCACGCUCUGGAGCGUGUGUGUUCAAUAAUGCCUGCUUCUCUGGUCCAGAAGUGCAUCACCUUGGUGGAUACCUACAGCCCCUCUUUGGUGGAGCUGGUUUCCAGAGUCACUCCAGAAAAAGUGUGCACGACCAUUCGGCUCUGUAGCAGGCGAAGGCAAGCCCGGUCCUUGCUGAAGGUCCCUGCCACUGUGCCGUCCCCGCUGCAGGAUGAGGAGAACCAGGGUACCUUCUGCAGUGGCUGCAAGAGGCUGCUUGGAUUGUCUGCCCAGAACCUGGAGCGCAAGAGCACGAGGCGGGACAUCCUGAUGGCUUUCAAGGGUGGCUGCAGCAUCUUGCCGUUACCAUACGUGACACAAUGUAACCACUUCGUCACCCAGUACCAGCCUGUGCUCAUUGAGAGCCUCAAGGUCAUGAUGGACCCCACAGCGGUGUGCAAGAAGAUGGGGGCCUGCCACGGCCCCAGAACCCCACUGCUGGGCACCGACCAGUGCAUCCUGGGCCCCAGCUUCUGGUGCAAGAGCCAGGAGGCUGCCAAGCUGUGUGACGCCCUGCAGCACUGCCAGCGCUUUGUGUGGAAAGAGACACACACGUCCUCCCCCUCUGGGGAGCAUCCGUGACCCUGGCCGCCACAGCCCAGAGCCUGCAAGGGCUGGCCGCACCCAGGGCACUCCUACAUUCCACAGGGACCCUAUGAGGUGGGUGCUGUCCCCAUCCCCAUGACACAAAUGAGAAACUGAGGCUCUUGAGAAGGGAGGCUGGGAAGGAGCAGAGCUGGUUUUCAAAGCCAGGUGCCUCUGACCCA
Messenger RNA from Castor canadensis (American beaver), 1766 nucleotides. It is a transcript of the gene Psapl1, whose product is annotated as prosaposin like 1. Lineage: Eukaryota; Metazoa; Chordata; Mammalia; Rodentia; Castoridae. Gene Ontology annotation, biological process: epithelial cell differentiation involved in prostate gland development; adenylate cyclase-inhibiting G protein-coupled receptor signaling pathway; prostate gland growth. Gene Ontology annotation, cellular component: lysosome. The record is from RefSeq and is a predicted model, not a curated record.